This is a messenger RNA of Cottoperca gobio, 747 nucleotides long. RefSeq names its product serine/threonine-protein kinase MARK1-like. The record is from RefSeq and is a predicted model, not a curated record. Lineage: Eukaryota; Metazoa; Chordata; Actinopteri; Perciformes; Bovichtidae. The transcript has 2 exons. Bases 469 to 747 code for a protein of 92 amino acids.
UGCUUCAGGCUUUAGGAGGAAGCAGCUGAGGAUGCUGGGAUAUUUUUAGGAUGACGAUGGUGAGGACGAGGAUGACGGGAAGGAGGAGCUCUGACGUCAUGGGUCCAUGUUUUUUUUGGUAGCUCCGCAGUGCUGCUGUGUGCGCCGAUAAACCGCUGGAAGCUGCAGGAAGGAUUUUUACUUUAACACUUCUUCAUUCUUCUUACUGUUGUUCUUCUUCUUCCGCCUCCUCUUCUCCUCUUCCUCCCUCUCUUUGUCUCCAUGCGGGUCUCUCUCCCGCACAUACGCAAACAGUGGGCCUUCCUGUAGCCGCCGCCCCGGCCUCCCUCUCCCUGCGGCCGGCGGAGCCUCCCAGCUGAGCCCCGCUGAGGUGGCCUGGUUCCCGGGGAGAGAUGCUGUAGAACAGCGGGCGGAGGAGAUGCGUCUUCCGGACUGAAAGAGCAGAAAGCAGCGGAGGAAAGCAGGAAGAUGUCCAGCAGGAUGCCUCUGACCCCGGUGAGCGAGAGAGAAGCCGAGCAGCUAAAGACUUCGGACAACCUUCCCGAGCCUCCGGCCCCACCCACCAAAUCAUCAAGCCGCCACAGUCUGCCACCAUGUCGCAGUGCCGUGACGUCCAUCGCAGACGAACAGCCGCAUGUCGGCAACUACCGCCUGCUGAAGACCAUCGGCAAGGGCAACUUUGCCAAAGUCAAACUGGCCAAACACUCACUGACCGGCCGAGAGGUGAGAACACAUCGCAGAGUUUAG